Molecule: messenger RNA, 559 nt
Organism: Meleagris gallopavo (turkey)
Lineage: Eukaryota; Metazoa; Chordata; Aves; Galliformes; Phasianidae
Source: RefSeq, a predicted model, not a curated record
CUUUCUUCUUUUUUAGGUCAUAAAAGAAACUAAACUUAAGCAAAUUUACACAGCAGAAGAAAAAUAUACCAUUAGAGUAUCCAUGUAUACAAAAUUAACCUUUUCUACUAACAUGUGUCUGAGGCCAGUCCAGUUUCUCAAUUAUUAUGUGGGUACAGAUGAAAGAAGACAGCUGGAAAAUCAGCAGCAGAGUAUCAAGCAUAUAUUACAGUCAUUAGAUAAGCAGUUAAUGACAUUGUGUGAGAAACAGAAGCAUCUGGAAUGCAGAGACAAUGAGCUACGGCAACAGAAGAAGGAGCUGUUGGAGAGAGGAAGCAGAAGGAAACACCUGGAAUCAAAAAUUGCUGUGAAGUACAAUAGUAUAAGACAGCUGGAACAAAAUCCUAUCAACCUAGAAAAGGAAUCUCAACAGGCAAAAGUAAAGAUCAGAGCCAUAAAUACUCAGAAAGCAAAACUUGUUACAGAAUUAAUGUGUCAUGUAAAGGUAUGUAUUUUUUCUUGGUAUUUGUUCCAAUAUUGUGAAAAGUCUAAUUCUUAUGUGUAGGAGUUAUGAAUGUAU